Messenger RNA from Lemur catta (Ring-tailed lemur), 750 nucleotides. RefSeq names its product RNA polymerase II subunit I (gene POLR2I). Gene Ontology annotation, cellular component: RNA polymerase II, core complex. Gene Ontology annotation, biological process: DNA-templated transcription; transcription-coupled nucleotide-excision repair; transcription initiation at RNA polymerase II promoter. The record is from RefSeq and is a predicted model, not a curated record. Gene Ontology annotation, molecular function: DNA-directed RNA polymerase activity; zinc ion binding; nucleic acid binding. NCBI's taxonomy places the organism in Eukaryota, Metazoa, Chordata, Mammalia, Primates, Lemuridae. The transcript has 6 exons. Bases 333 to 710 code for a protein of 125 amino acids.
AAGCAAAGAACAAUGGCUUCUUCCACUUAUGCGCAAAGCUUUGCAGAUUACGCUGGGCAUUGUUUCCCCGGCUCUUGGACCAGAUCCAUACUAUUGUGUAAACUGGGGACGGGAGGCGGGAAAUUGGAAGCAACUAGGCCCUUAAGACAUCAAAAGAUUGAGGCAAGCAAUCAACCAAACCUCAGCGCGCAGAAAGCCUGGCACAAGGCGGCCGGGACCUGGCAUGUGUGUGCAGCUCCGCCCCUCUUGGGCGAAGCAACUGUGCCUGACCCUUCCCGCGACCCGUAGCGCGGCGGAGCAAGCGCGGAAGGCUAGGUGAGCUGAGCGUCGCCAUGGAGCCCGACGGGACCUACGAGCCAGGCUUCGUGGGUAUUCGAUUCUGCCAGGAAUGUAACAACAUGCUGUACCCCAAGGAAGACAAGGAGAACCGCAUUCUGCUCUACGCGUGCCGGAAUUGCGAUUACCAACAGGAAGCCGACAACAGCUGCAUCUACGUCAACAAGAUCACGCACGAAGUGGACGAGCUGACCCAGAUUAUCGCGGACGUGUCUCAGGACCCCACGCUGCCGCGGACCGAGGACCACCCGUGCCAGAAGUGCGGCCACAAGGAGGCGGUGUUCUUCCAAUCUCACAGUGCCCGGGCCGAGGACGCCAUGCGCUUGUACUACGUCUGCACAGCUCCACACUGCGGCCACCGCUGGACUGAGUGACACCCCUCUCCCCCAAGUGUAAUAAAUGUCAGGUUCUGUA